UGUGUGUAGCCAUUGUAUUGUUUUAGAUCGUAUCGUCUAGUUUUUGUGAUUCACGUGCAAUAAAAGUGCAUAGGAGAAAUGUGAAUUAUUAAAAAAUAAAAGGGGUCACAGGAUAGAUAAACAGGACAAAAAUAAUCUCAUCGUGAGCCACACCCUGGCUUUGUCGAUGCCAAACAUUGAAUUCUUGUCAUUUUAAUCACAUCAGGCUAUAAAAUGAAAAUGCAUAAUAAUUGGUUAUUCCUUAUUUUCUGCAUCCUUGGAACUACGAAUGUUGUAUUAACACAAAAUGGAUUUUAUAAUGAAGAAAAUCAUAAGUGUCCUCAGAAUUGGGUUAGGUUUCAAGAAUCUUGUUAUCGCUUCAUUAAAAGUCCGAUAAAGGCACGAGAAGAUGCAAGAAGAAAUUGUCAAGCUUAUCAAAGUGAUUUAGUAACGAUUAAUUCGUUGGAAGAGCAUGGAUUUAUACUACAUCAAUUAUUAUGGCAAGAUCCGCAGCAUCGUCAAUGGUAUACAGGUAUUAAAUAUCAAGGUGGUGCUUGGAUAAACGAAGCAGACAAUACGCAGUUAACUAACAUGGAUAAUGCAUUCUUACCUGAACCGGCUGAUAAUAUUUUUGGAAAAGAUUACUUGACAUAUUCUUAUCACAAUAAUUUGCAACGUUGGGGAUUCGAAAAAGUUACAGGGAUAGACAAAUUAUUAUAUAUUUGCGAAGCACCUAUUUCUAAUUUAUAUAAUUUAGUCGAAGAUGAUCGUACUUAUGAAUACGGUGUUCAUAUUAUUGAUCCUUUAAAAGUUCCCAGAGGACCAUAUUUUAUCAAGCAACCCGUCAGUACAGUAUUCGACUUGUCGAAUAGAAAAACGACCAAUGAAGUUUCUUUGAGUUGUUUCGCUGGUGGUUACCCAACACCAACUUAUGAGUGGUUCAAAGAGGAAUAUGAAAAUGAUAGAUUAAUAGCAUCGAGGAUUGAUCCUUUAUUAAACACUAGAUAUACCAUAAGCGGUGGUACACUUAUUAUUUUUGACCCAGAACAAACAGAAGACCGAGGUACUUACCAUUGCAAAGCAACCAAUACGUUUGGCACUAUUAUAUCAGAAAGCGUAGAACUUUCUUUCGGAUAUAUCAUGGAAUUUAAUUUGAAACGUUCGGAAGAACGAGGCGACCAAAAUUGGGGCAAAGCAAUUUAUUGUGAUCCGCCACAACAUUUUCCGGGUGUUAAAUAUAAUUGGGCACGUGAAUAUUUUCCAAAUUUCGUGGAAGAAGAUAAACGUGUAUUUGUAUCAUACGACGGCGCUCUUUACUUUUCUGCGUUGGAAACAAUCGAUAGAGGCAAUUAUUCGUGUAACGUUCAAAGUGAAGCAUCCAAUACAGGACGCAAUGGACCGUUCUUCCCGUUAAGAGUUGAUCCACAUUCAUCAUUUCAACAAUUAAAAUUUCCUAAUAACUUUCCAAAGGCGUUCCCAGAAGCACCUGUAGCUGGUGAAGAAGUCAGAUUAGAGUGUAUAGCGUUUGGAUACCCAAUUCCUUCAUAUAAUUGGACAAGAAGAGGUGGUUCCUUGCCAAGAGGCGUAUACACAAUGAGUUACAAUCGUGUUUUGAUAAUACCAUACGUACGUGUAGAGGAUCAAGGAGAAUAUGUUUGUAGGGCACAUAACGAUAGGCACUCGAUUGAAAAUUCUGUAAGAUUGUCUAUCCAAGCUGCUCCCAAUUUUACCAUACCAUUAAUGGACAAACAUAUGGAUAAUAGAGGAGAGUUAACAUGGACUUGCGAAGCUUUUGGUAUUCCAGACGUAACAUACAAUUGGUUUAGAAAUGGAGAAUUAUUAGAUACGGAUACUAUUCCACCAGAAGAUAGAGAUCGUUAUCUUAUUCAAGACAAUGUUUUAAAAAUAACGCGACUAGAUCCGGAAACAGAUCAGGCUAUGUAUCAAUGUCGUGCUAAAAAUCAAUUGAAAACUAAAUAUUCAUCUGCUCAAUUAAGAGUAUUAUCAUUAAAACCAUCUUUCAAAAAAAGACCCAUGGAACCAGAAACAUAUGCAGCAGAAGGAGGUAACGUUACCAUAAUUUGUGAUCCCGAAGCUGCGCCAAGACCAAAAUUUGUAUGGAAAAAAGAUGGUAAUGUGAUCGGUGCAGGUGGUAGGCGUAAAAUUCUUAAUAAAGGAAGUCUAGUGAUCAAACCAGUGUCACGAGACGACGAAGGAACUUACGUUUGUACUGCUACGAAUGAAUAUGGAAGUGAUGAAACUCGAGGACGACUUAUUGUAUUACGUAGUCCACGAUUGGUAGAAUCAUUACCGCAGCGUAUUAUUAUUGCUGUAAAUCAAAAUCAAACGUUGUACUGUUUAGCAGAUAACGAUGAAAUGUUAGACGUUGCAUAUUUAUGGACACACAACGGUAUACGUAUCAGGGAAAAAGAUGUCCGUAACAAUCCAAGGCUAAAUAUUAAUGGUGGAACAUUAAAUAUCAUUAAUGCGACUCUUGGCGAAGCUGGAGAAUAUGAAUGCAUAGUUAAAAGUACAGUGAGUAAAAUUUCAAGUAAAACAAUUGUAAUUGUGGAAGGACCACCCGGUCCACCAGGAGGUGUACAAGUUGUCAAUAUAGUUAAAACAUCAGCAACGUUGCGUUGGACCGAUGGUGCACUAAACGGUAGACCAAUAUUGAUGUAUACCGUUAGUGCAAGAACAAAUUGGAACCAUACAUGGUUUAAUCUGAUAGAAAAUAUCACAGCUGUAGACGUUGAUAGAUACAACGGUCGUAAAGAAGCAUUCAUUAGAAACAUAUUAAAUCCUUACACAACUUACGAAUUUCGUAUAUCAGCUUUUAACGAACUAGGCUAUGGAUUACCAUCAAUGCCAUCACCUCAAUACAGCGCACCAUCAGAUAAACCUAGUAAACCACCAAGUAACAUUGGUGGAGGAGGUGGAAAAAUAGGAGAUCUUACGAUGACAUGGACACCGUUACCCCCAGCUGAUCAAAACGGUCCUGGAGUUCAUUACCAAGUUUUCUGGCGUCGUAAGGGUCACGAAACCGAAUUUCAAUCUUUAUUAUUACGAGAACUUGGUAACAUUGGUAUAUGUGUGGUACAAAUUCAACAUGAAUAUUAUUAUACCGAAUACGAAAUUAAAGUUCAAUCAUUAAAUGCUAUUGGUUCGGGACCAGUUUCUGAAAUAUAUACGAUCUAUAGUGCUGAAGAUAUGCCGCAAGUAGCACCACAACAAGUAGUUGCUCAUGGUUUCAACAGUACAAGUUUGAACGUUAGUUGGGCACCCAUUGAACAAACUCGUUUAAAAGUUCGAGGUAAAUUAAUCGGUCAUAGGAUAAAGUAUUGGAAGGAAAGUAAUAAAGAAGAGGAUGCCGUAUAUUACCUGUCUCGUACCACAAGACCAUGGUCACUUGUCGUGGGAUUACAACCUGAUACUUACUAUUACGUUAAAGUAAUGGCCUAUAAUUCAGCCGGGGAAGGGCCCGAGAGUGAACGCUAUUUAGAAAGAACUUAUCGUAAAGCACCGCAGAAACCUCCCUCUUCUGUCCAUGUUUAUGGCGUUAAUCCAUCAACGGUUAGGGUUGUAUGGCGUUACGUACAACCAAGCUUGGAAGAGGAACCAUUAAUAGGAUACAAAAUACGUGUAUGGGAGGUCGAUCAAGACAUGAGUACUGCCAAUGAUACCAUUAUCCCUGGUGGUUCCAAACUCGAAGCUGAUAUCAAUAAUCUGAGCCCUGGCAAAGCUUACCAUUUGAGAGUACUCGCAUUUAGUAAUGGUGGUGACGGACAUAUGUCCAGUCCUGCGCAUACAUUUCAAAUGGGUGAUGCCGCUGCUUUUCGAAGUAGUGCAGGAAAUAAAAUCCCAAAUGCUAGUUUAGGCAUAUGCUUAAUAAUACUACUAAGAGCUUUCAAUUACGUUUAAAUCGUAAUUGAAUUUUUCUAAGACUAUUAUUCGCUUCAUUCGAACGCAAAUUAUUACAAUUUUAGAUUCAUCUAAAGUCAUUCCUUAAAAUAUAUGACUAUAAAGUUUGUUAGAAAGAUCUGAAAGAUUAUUUAUACAUUUAUAAAUUUAUAUAUAGAUAUAAUAUACGAAUUUUUUAAAUUUAUACUAUAAAAAAGAUCUGAAGAAAAACAAGAAAAUACAGUAUUAUCAAGAUGCAAUUUUUAAACUUAAAACAUGUUAACUAUCAUGUUAUUCAUCCGUGACCGCCGCUAAAACAUGUAAAACUUGCUGCAUGACAGUCAAUGUGUUGAUUUAGAAAAAAUGAAAACAA
Molecule: messenger RNA, 4252 nt
Organism: Polistes canadensis
Lineage: Eukaryota; Metazoa; Arthropoda; Insecta; Hymenoptera; Vespidae
Product: contactin
Exons: 9
Coding region: 214-3900 (1228 amino acids)
Biological process (GO): cell-cell adhesion
Molecular function (GO): protein binding
Source: RefSeq, a predicted model, not a curated record